AUGGCAGCAGCCACCAAAUCGAUUCUGCUCAUCUCGACAAUGCACGUUCUCUGCGGACCUCUCCACCCUCUCCAUAUCGCCAAAUAUGGCGCAACGCUAGACCACAUCGCCAAAGGCCGAUGGGGAAUCAACAUCGUGACCGGCCACCGUGCCAUCGAGCACGAAAUGUUCGGCCGCCAACGCAUCGAGCACGACAAACGGUACGAGAUGGCAGGGGAGCUAUUCGACGUAGUGAACAGCCUAUGGGGCGAGACAGAGAACCUCACAUAUGAAGGAAAAGUCUCACCCUGGCGGUUAGAAAACGUGUGGAUAAAGCCUAAACCACUUUACGGACGGCCAGUGCUGGUAAACGCCACAGGCUCAACAGCUAGCAUCGACUUCGCAGCCACGUAUUCUGACCUUAUUUUCAUCACAUCCCCGGGAGGAGCGCAUAUCGACAGCGCACUGGACACGCUGCCAGAGCAUAUUGCGCUUAUAAGAGCAGCAGCUAAAGCCAAAGGCCGCACGAUCAAGAUUUUGAUUAACCCUAUCAUCGUAUCGCGUGAUACACCUGAGGAAGCAGAGGCUUACGCGCAGAGUACCGCGGAUGGAAAGCCGAAGCAAGAUAGCAAAGCAACAUUCGGCAACACUAAUGCAAAGGCGUGGGAUAGCGACGCUCAUGCCUGGCGAGGCAGGAAAGAUAAUAGACAUAAGCAGGGCCUGGGCCUAGGUGGGAAUAUUGAAAUUAUUGGUGAUCCGGAACAGGUUGUGGAUCAGUUGGCUAAGCUGCACGAGGUGGGGAUUGAUGGGGUGCAGCUUAGUUUUUAUGAUUUUAGAGCGGAUUUGGAAUAUUUCGGCAAGGGGAUUUUGCCCCUUUUGAAAGAAGCGGGGUUGAGGGUCGAGCCUGGUGUGGAGGUUGAAGGGAAAAGGAGAAAGAGGAAGGGGGAUGAUGAGAAGGAUUUGAAUAGAUGA
Messenger RNA from Hyaloscypha bicolor E, 951 nucleotides. RefSeq names its product bacterial luciferase-like protein. NCBI's taxonomy places the organism in Eukaryota, Fungi, Ascomycota, Leotiomycetes, Helotiales, Hyaloscyphaceae. The record is from RefSeq and is a predicted model, not a curated record. Bases 1 to 951 code for a protein of 316 amino acids. The transcript has a single exon. Gene Ontology annotation, molecular function: oxidoreductase activity, acting on paired donors, with incorporation or reduction of molecular oxygen.